AUGACGAUUUCUGAUAUAUGUAGUACCGAUAAUAUGCCUCCAAUUAUCGAAAAAGAAUUUCUUUACCUUUUACAGUCAAACGAUGACAAACUUUCUGCUAUGAAUCACCAUUUUCUUAUCAAUGAUUAUAAUGGUAAAGAUUUUAUAUCAAACUUACCACCUGAUAUAAUUUAUGAAAUUCUAAAAUACUUCUCUCCUCAAGAAAUAUCAGUCAGAAUAGCUACGUUGUCUAAAAUUUUCUAUCAAUAUUCACAUAAUCCCUUAUUGUGGAAAGAUUUGAAUUUUGAACCAUUUACUAAUUUUUCAAUUGAAAAAUUACAAAGAAUAAUGUCAUUUUCUAUUUCAAAUGUUACAAAUUUCGAUGAAUCUGACACGAUAAAUGUAUUUAAUAAAGACAAUAAUAAUGAUAGAGUUAAUGGAAUAAGAUCAUUAAUAAUUUCUGGUAGAGAAAGCCUUGAUUUUUAUGAAAUUCUCACAUUAUCACCUUUUCUAUAUUCAUUAAAAUACUUGGAUGUUAGUUAUUGUUAUGGUAUUAAUGAAUCUUCUGUAGAAUUAUUACUUCAGAUCUGUCCUCAGUUAAAUACUUUAAUAGCAAAAUCAUGUAUAUCAAUGAAUGAACAAGCUUUUUGUUCACUUUCAGGAUUUAAAUUGCUCAAAAUUCUAAAGCUAAAUUAUGAUAGUAGUUUAACUGAUUUGGCUCUAACAACUAUGGCCACAUGGCUAACAAAUUUGGAAAAUUUAACUUUAAAAGGAAUCGCAAAUAUAAGUGAUUGGUAA
Messenger RNA from Gordionus sp. m RMFG-2023, 777 nucleotides. Its product is annotated as F-box/LRR-repeat protein 7-like. The transcript has a single exon. The coding region runs from base 1 to 777 and encodes 258 amino acids. NCBI's taxonomy places the organism in Eukaryota, Metazoa, Nematomorpha, Gordioida, Chordodea, Parachordodidae. Gene Ontology annotation, molecular function: protein binding. The record is from RefSeq and is a predicted model, not a curated record.